Molecule: messenger RNA, 5372 nt
Organism: Salpingoeca rosetta
Lineage: Eukaryota; Choanoflagellata; Craspedida; Salpingoecidae
Exons: 20
Coding region: 182-5146 (1654 amino acids)
Biological process (GO): microtubule nucleation; mitotic cell cycle; spindle assembly
Cellular component (GO): centrosome; equatorial microtubule organizing center; spindle pole
Molecular function (GO): gamma-tubulin binding; microtubule minus-end binding
Source: RefSeq, a predicted model, not a curated record
CCGCGAGUGAAGAAGGAAGGCAACACAACAACACAGCACAACAAACACAACAACUGGCCGCUGCUCGCUUCUUGCUUGUUUGCUUGCUUGCUUGAGUGCUUCUGGGUUGUUUAUUGGUGCCAGCGAGACACGCAUCCAUCCCUUUAUCCACCCGUGUCCCUGGCGGGGCGACGCGGCAACAAUGGCAAUGAGCGCUGUUGUGCCGCCAGCAGAGAGCAUCAGCGGGUCAGAGAGCGACGGCUGUUUUGGCCUCGUGACGGCACUGGUUGAUGCGCACCACAUUGGCUCCUUCAAGGAUGACGUUCGGGCGAAGCGACAGGCACGAGCACAUGUGUACGAACAGCUCCUGGAUCCAACCCACACUGCAACCCUUGACGAUGUGCAGGAGACGUGGGGCCCUCGAUUUGGCGAGGCCAUGCUCACCGGCACCGCCCUGGCAGCGGCCUUGGCCAACGCCGAUGACGACGCUUACAGGGACCAGCAACAACAGCUCGCUGCCUGGCUUGACCAACACAGAGAUGUUGUGGAGCGCGUGGUGCCAGAUGCAUUGCAGCCGGUGCUGCUGCUGUUGGCGCGUCUCCAAACACCACCACAGCACCACACUGUCGAUGCGAACGACAGCGGGGUGCAUCUGCCACCUCUCCCCAUAUUGGAUGCGCCAGAAUUGUUGCACCAGCCCACCUUCCACCCGCGAUCGCAGGGCCUGCUUGGCUUUGACCCAGCGAACAUCACAUCGCCACACUUGAUUGAGCCAGGCUUUCUCCUCACACACCCACGCGACACUGCUCACGGCGGUGGUACCCAUGGGAUGUCGCUGUCUCUAGAAGCGGAGCCAAGCAAUGUGGGCUCAAUCACUCAUCAGCAACAGCAACAGCAGCAGCAGCAGCAGCAGCAGCAGCAGUGCGGGUUGGGCGGGUGGCUGUUUGAUGAACCACCAGCUAUGCACAGCCGUCUCUUUGGGUUCAACAGCAAUGAGGAACGUGUUGGUGGUGGGCCCAUGAGCAACGAUGCCGGUGCUGGCAGUGGCUUGUUUCCGCUGCUGCUGUCACAAGAUGUGCCCGUGAUCAGUGAGCAUCACCAGCAGCAGGAGCAGCAGCUGUUCUCAUCGCUAUCAUCGCCACCACUGUCUGUAUCACCAUCCCUCUCAUCACCACCACCACGUGCUGCAGCCCCAACAGCUGCUGAUGCCGUGCGAAGUUUGCGAGCAAGACAGCAGCAGAGCGCUGCUGCUGCUGGUGGUGGCGGCGGCGGCGGCGGUGGUCAGUUGGACGCGGUGCUGCUUGAUGUUGCGCACGCGUUGGUCGACGUUGCAUCCUCGACGUUUACGCGUGACGCAAGCACGGGGUUCCUGCGAGUUUCACAGCGCGUGCGGUGGCGGCCCACCCUCUCGCCCUCGCUCCUCCGCGCUUUCGUUCUCCCCGCCAGACACGUGCACGAGCUGCAGGCGGUUGUGGAUGCGGCACGAGCGCUGGCCAGGUCCCACCCCCACCCGCCGUCUGUCGUCGCUGUCGUAGCCGAUGUUGUUGCCGUAUUCCUGCAGUACCACGCACACGCGGUGCACACUGCUCUUCAGGCCUCAUCAUCAUCGUCAUCAUCUUCAUCAUCAUCGACAUCGUCACGCCUGCUUGCGUUCCGCUUCCGGCUGCGGCGAACACACCAGCAGCUCGCCUUCCUGGCACGCGUCGUCACGCACCUGCCGCUGUGCGCUGCCCUGCAUGAGGGUCACCUCCACGCCACAUCACCGUACGCGCACAUGGGCAUGCGCAGUGUACAGCGCUCGCUGGUGAUGCUGAGGGAACAGUGCCUGCAGGCAAGCCGCCCCGACCUCCGCAUGAUUGCAUCAGCGUUGUACCAGAGGAGCCUGAACUCGCUGCUGGCGCCGCUGUGCAUGUUUGCAUACACGGGGACAUACACGCGCAGCCUGCGGCAGCUUGGCAUCACUGUGGAUCAAGAGCUACUGCUGGAGCGAAACGAGUCGUUCUGGGACGCGGUUGGCUUCGGCAACACUUCAUCCACACGCGCCAUCUUCGGCGACGUGAUCACGGAUGCUGUUGGCUCCGCUCGCACGCUGGUGCUGCUGCGCACGUGUUCCCCGCACUUCUUCCUCUCGCGUUUCAGCGCCGCCCCGCCCACCGUUGUCUUCACCUCGCACCACACGAACCUGCGCCGGCUUGUGUCGGAGCAAGCGAAUCUGAGGCAGCGGCUGGCAGAUGCGCUGCAGGCUGAUACCGCAAGGCGUGCCCAGGCACUGCUUGAGCAAGAGAAGCAGCGAACCCUUGUGCUGCUUGCACGUGCGCGGGUGAUGCGACAACAGGUGCAGGCGGCAGACGACGCAGCGCGCGCUGCAGAGGAGGAGCGACGCGAGCGCAAACAGCGGCUCUGGAGACAGCAGCUGGAGGACCGUGCCGUACAUGCCGAUGCAGUGGCGGCCGCCGCCACCACUGCGAUGGAGGAGGAAGAGCAGCAGCAGCGGAUACGCGACGAGCGCGCGCAACGCGUGGCCGAGGCAGAGAUGCAGCUCAGGCGCAAGUACGCACAGCUCACAGCCAACCUCAACAAACAGAAGCGUCGGCUCGAGUGGCGCAACCGGCGAAUUGAGCGGCGGGAAGCGCUGCGGACGGCCCUCGCACACGACGUCGACUGGCACGCAGCCAUUCAUAGUGAUGAUGGUGGUGGCGGCGGUGGGCGACGGGAUGGUGCAGAUGUGGUGCACCCGCAUCUCCAAGUCGCGCCAUCAGCACCAUCGUCACCAGCACCAGCACCAGCACCGCCAACAGCAGCCGCAACGACACAGGCACAGUCACUCUCGCCCAUGCAACAGCGGCAACGGGAGAUUGAGCCGUCAUCACCAGCAGCGCAGGUCGCAUCUUCAGCCUCUCGUCGGCCAAUGAGUGCGCGGCGGCGGUGGCGGCGCAACACAGCAGGCGCUGCACCCAUCCUCGCCAGACUUGACACGCUAGAUGGCGCUGGCAGUGGUGGUGGUGGUGGUGCCAAUGAUGAUGGUGCCAAUGAUGAUGAUGAUGAUGAUGAUGAUGAUGAUGAUGGUGGUGGUGGUGGUGGUGGUGAUCGUGUGGUCAUUGCACAGGAAGCAUUGGAGGAGACGGAGGGUGAAGUUGAUGGCAGUGCUCGUGGUGCUCGAAGCGACAGCACCUUCGAUGACAGCAGCGCUGAUCACAUGUCCGCUGGAAACCACGUCCACCACACGCGCGCCAUGCGUGGCGAUGACGACACUCAUGGCGAGCGAACACGGCACGUCACACACCUCCACGCCAAUGGUGGUGGUCGUGGUGUUGGCGAUGGUGUCGUGGUUGGUCGUGUGCGUCACGUGCAAAACCACAGCGGAGGCGGACAGGGUGAUGUUGGGGGUGUUGCUGGUGCUGGCACUGGGGAUGCUGUGAACGAGCCACAACAACAACGACAGCAACAGCCACAACAACAACAUCAACAACAACAACAACAACAACAACAACAACAACAACAACAACAACAACAACAACAACAACAACAGCCACAGCAGCAGGAACAGCAGCAGCAGGAUGGCAUGCAUGUCAGUGACCUUGCUCGCUCAACUGAACACAGUGUGACUGCAACUGUGAGCGGAGAAGAUGUUGGUGAUUGUGAUGAGAAUGAUGGUGGUACUGAUGAUCGUGAUGGCAUUGCCAACGGCGAUGACCUGUACGCCCGUACCAGCAGCACUCACCACGGGCCUGAAGCAGAGGAGGAAGAGGAGGAGGCGCUGCAGGUGGAGCAGCACAACUUUGCAGAUGAGAAAGACGACUAUGGACCCGGAGACGACGACGUUAUUGAUGACGAGGCGGCGGUGGUGGACGCGUUUCAAAUGGGGUUUGAGGCAUUCACUGCCAAGGUGCAGACGGACCCUGCAUCCACCCUGCCAACACCAACACCAAUGCCAACAGCAACUGCAGAGCAAGAGCGAGACAGCAGCAGCAUCGGCGUUGGUGGCACCGAGAACACGGCAGGCGACAGCAGCACGAACAUUCAGGGCACACUCACGCCAUCAUCAUCAGCGUCGUCAUCAUCAAGCACACGUGAGGCCAAUGCUGAUGCUCUGCGCAUCGGUAUGGGCACUGGUGAUAGCGGCGAGCAUGAGGCGGUGUUCAACGGCCACGCGUUUGACACGUGUGUGAUUGCACCGCUGGCGGCGCACGCCCGGCUCGUGGCCACGUGCGCGCAUCAGUACCUCGUGCGUGAGCUGCGUCUCUUUGACCAGCUUUCCACAUUGGGAAAGUGCGUACUCCUUGGACACGGCGGGUUUAGCCGGAGCCUGGUGGCGCAGCUGACACGCGCGUACGGCGGUGGGCGGAGGUCUGCUGUCGCCGCCGUUGAAGUCAUGAACCGCGCGCUCAUGGACGGUGUCUCCGAGCGCAAUGCGCUUCCCUUUGCAGAUCGGCUUGUGCUGCGGCCAUCACGCAUCAUCCACCACCACCACCACCACCACGCCAGCAGCAGCAGCGCCGGUGGCAGUGGUGGCGAUGCGUUUGUUGUUGUGGAUGUGCACGUGUGCUUUGAUGUGCAGUGGCCUACGGACGUGUUCCUCCCACCACACAUCAUGGACACAUACCACCAGGUUGGGGCGUUUCUGUUGGAGGUGUCGUGCGUCAAAGCGCUGCUGGAGUCGUUAUGGCUGGACAUGAAGGUUCUCUGGCGCCGCACGAAGCUCAAGUCUGAACUGCGGAAUCUCAGAGUGCUGGAGCAGCGUCGUCACGACAUACACCACUUCUUCAGCGCUUUCCACUCGUAUCUCCUCCAUCAGGUGACGCAGGUGAUCUGGGCGCCGUUUCUGGAGGAUUUGACGCGCGAAUGUCAUUCGUACCCGCACGUCAUUAAGACCAUCGCCGCAAACGCCGCCCACCUGAAGAAGCAGGUGUUCCUUCACGACCGGGCGAAGCCGGUGCUGAUGGCGUUUCGAAAGGCGCUCGCUGUUGCUCUCCAGUUCAGGAACGAGCUUGCCCGGUGCAACGAGGCGUCGGAUGCAGUGAUGAAGGCGACGGCGCGACACUACGACUCGUUUCGCGGGUGCUCAAAGCUCCUCACGGCAGUGGUGCGCAAACUGGCCAAGCGGUUGGACGACGUUGCACUCGAACACCUGCUCCUCCGCCUUAACUUCACCGCCGCUCACCCGUAGCACCCGUGCAUACACACGCGCACGCACGCACACACACAUUCACACACACACAUACACAUACACACACACACAACUACAAGGCUGUGCACAUGCUCAACUGUCCACAAACGGAAUACUCAUGUCGAUGAUUGUGUGCUAAACUCUGUAAUCAUGUCAACUCAUACACAUGCACAUGCACGCGCACAUCGCGUCAGCAAGCAAGUGAUGCAAUUGAAGAGAAGUCAAC